AUCAGCCUACUUCAAACUAUACCUUGAUCGUGAUCCGUACGUGCAUUGGAAGUUUGAUAGUGUGAAAAUGAAGAUAACCAGUGGAGUGCUCCUGUUGGUGGCAGUGACGUGUGCAAGUUGUGAGAUCCAAAAUUCUGCACAUGUGAAGGACAAACCUCUUAGCUCUGAGGAACAUUUCGAUGGUGUGGAGCACAACGCACAGUAUGAUCACGAAGCAUUCCUCGGUCAGAAUGAAGCUGGACAGUUUGAUCAACUUCCUCCAGAUGAGAGCAGAAGGCGACUUGGAAUUAUUGUAGAUAAAAUUGAUACUGAUGGAGAUGGAUUUGUAUCAGAACCUGAACUUACAAGCUGGAUUACCUCUAUACAGAAACAGUAUAUAGAUGAAGAUGUGGACAGACAAUGGACUCACUAUCAGCAUGGCUCAGACUCAGAUGCAAUGACUUUUGAACAUUAUAAAAAAGUCACCUUUGGAGAUAGACAGGAAGAUGAUGACUCUGAGCAUGGAAAGAUGUAUGCAAACAUGCUGAAGAGAGACAAGCGUAGAUGGGAAGGAGCCGAUGAGAACGGUGAUGGCAAGUUGACGCUCAAGGAGUUUAUUAGCUUCGUUCACCCUGAGGAGAGUGAACACAUGCAUGACAUCAUAGUUCAGGAAACUAUGGAUGACGUUGACAAAGAUCAGGAUGGAUUUAUAUCUGUGGGUGAAUAUCUUGGUGAUUUCUCACAGAAAGAUGAAAAUGGUGACGUAGAACCAGAAUGGUUAGAAACGGAGAGGCAACACUUUUACUCGUUUAGAGACAAAAAUCAGAAUGGAAAGAUGGACCCUGAUGAGGUAAAAGACUGGAUCUUACCGACGGGCUAUGAUCAUGCUGGGAUGGAGAGCAGGCAUCUGAUACAUUCUGCGGACACUGAUAAUGAUGAGAAGCUAACCAAAGAAGAAAUACUUUUAAAAUGGGAGUUGUUUGUUGGUAGCCAAGCAACGGGAUGGGGAGAAGCACUUCAGAGACAUGAUGAAUUCUAAACUGUAUGGUGUCAUGCAGCAUCAUCCAUGCGUAUACACUGUAUGGUGUCCUGCAGCAUCAUCCAUGCGUAUACACUGUAUGGUGUCAUGCAGCAUGAUCCAUGCGUAUACACUGUAUGGUGUCAUGCAGCAUCAUCCAUGCGUGUACACUGUAUGGUGUCAUGUAGCAUCAUCCAUGCGUGUACACUGUAUGGUGUCAUGCAGCAUCAUCCAUGCGUGUACACUGCAGUGCCUUUGAUUACAAAACGUGCUAAAUUUAUUAUGAAUUAGUUUUCAUAAAACUCACUAUGCAUGAAGUUAUCAUGGCAUACGGAUAUAGAAUCUCAUGUCUUGUUGAUUACUCUAGGUUGGUUUUUGGUCGACUGGUAGUCAGCAUAUACUCAUUUUAUUAACUAGUGUCUUCCCCUUGUGUGAUACAUUUGAUAGAUCUGUGUGUGAUUCUAGUUUCACUGCAAAUAGGACAGGAGAUCUGAAACGUGUGGUUUUAUAGUUUUCCACCGACUGAAACUGGUGAAUUCAUCAUUUUGUGAAAUUGUCAUGGCAAUUUUAUAAACUCAGGGCAUCAAGUUCAUAUUUUUUCCUAUUUUCUGGGCAAUUCCUAUUUUCUCCUAUUUUCUGGACAAAUUCCUAUUUUUUCCUAUUUUUGAG
Priapulus caudatus is the source of this 1666-nucleotide messenger RNA. RefSeq names its product calumenin-A-like. Bases 68 to 1018 code for a protein of 316 amino acids. NCBI's taxonomy places the organism in Eukaryota, Metazoa, Priapulida, Priapulimorpha, Priapulimorphida, Priapulidae. Gene Ontology annotation, molecular function: calcium ion binding. The transcript has 9 exons. The record is from RefSeq and is a predicted model, not a curated record. Gene Ontology annotation, cellular component: endoplasmic reticulum.